AACCCGCAGGGCCCCGACGGCCGCGCCGCGGACUUUUCCUGUGCCCGAGGACAGGCGCAUGGCGCCCCGGGAAGCGCGCUGAGCGUGGGGCGCGGCGCCGCGGGCGGUACGAUGGCCCUCGAACAGGCGCUGCAAGCGGCGCGACAGGGCGAGCUAGAUGUGCUGAAGUCCCUGCACGCCGCUGGCCUGCUGGGGCCCUCGCUGCGCGACCCGCUGGACGCGCUGCCGGUGCACCACGCGGCCCGCGCCGGCAAGCUGCACUGUCUGCGCUUCCUGGUGGAGGAGGCAGCCCUGCCCGCCGCGGCCCGUGCGCGGAAUGGCGCUACGGCCGCCCACGACGCUGCCGCCACUGGCCACCUCGCCUGCCUGCAGUGGCUACUCUCGCAGGGCGGCUGCAGAGCGCAGGACAAAGACAAUUCUGGUGCCACAGUCCUGCAUCUGGCUGCCCGCUUCGGCCACCCCGAGGUGGUGGACUGGCUGCUGCGUCACGGCGGUGCGGAUCCCACCAUGGCCACAGACACGGGCGCCCUGCCCAUCCACUAUGCUGCCGCCAAAGGAGACUUUCCCUCCCUGAGGAUUCUCAUCAGGCACCACCCUGAGGGAGUUAAUGCCCAAACCAAGAACGGUGCCACGCCCCUGUACCUGGCCUGCCAGGAGGGCCACCUAGAGGUGACGCAGUACCUGGUGCAGGAGUGCGGCGCGGACCCGCACAUAAGCGCCCACGAUGGCAUGACCCCUCUGCACGCCGCGGCACAGAUGGGCCACAGCCCGGUCAUCGUGUGGCUGGUGAGCUGCACCGACGUGAGCCUGUCCGAGCAGGACAGGGACGGCGCCACGGCCAUGCACUUUGCGGCGAGCCGCGGCCACACCAAAGUGCUCAGCUGGCUACUGCUACACGGCGGCGAGAUCUCGGCGGACCUCUGGGGCGGGACGCCGCUGCACGACGCCGCCGAAAACGGGGAGCUAGAGUGCUGCCAGAUCCUAGUAGUGAAUGGCGCGGAGCUGGACGUCCGCGACCGCGAUGGGUACACGGCCGCCGACCUCUCGAACUACAAUGGGCACAACCACUGCACCCGCUACCUGCGCACCGUGGAGAACCUGAGCGUGGAGCACCGCGUGCUGUCCCGGGAUCCAUCUGCUGAGCUGGAAACCAAGCAGCCUGACUCAGGCAUGUCCUCGCCCAAUACCACCAUGUCUGUCCAGCCGCUGAACUUUGACCUCAGCUCACCCACCAGCACCCUCUCCAACUACGACUCAUGCUCUUCUAGCCAGUCCAGUAUCAAGGGUCGGCGCCCCCCCAUGUGGUGGCCCUGCUCUGCAGGCACGCCCUGGCUUCCCAGCGCCAGAGCUGCAGAUAUCCAGAGCUACGUGGACAUGUUGAGCCCAGAGCUGAGCCUGGCCCAAGGCAAGCUGGAGAGAGCCACACCGCCACCGCCACCACCCAGCUUCCCUCCACCACCCCCACCCCCGGGCACCCAGCUGCCCCCACCCCCACCGGGCUACCCAGCUCCAAAGCCCCCUGUGGGGCUUCACGCAGCUGACAUCUACAUGCAGACCAAGAGCAAACUCCGCCAUGUGGAGACCCAGGCCUUCAAGAAGGAGCUGAGCUCCCACGACGGCCACAACGGGCUGCGGAGACAGGACUCUAGCCGCAAGCCCCGCGCCUUCAGCAAGCAGCCCAGCACGGGGGACUACUACCGCCAGCUGGGCCGCUGUCCCGGGGAGCCGCUGGCCGCACGCCCUGGCAUGGCGCACAGCGAAGAGGCGGUGCUGCUCCCCGGGAACCAUCUGCACAACGGCUGCGCCGCGGACCCCAAGGCGUCCAGGGAGCUGCCCCCACCGCCCCCGCCGCCGCCUCCCUUGCCCGAGGGCCUGAACUCGCCGCCUCCGGCUCCGCCUUUGCCCUUCGAGGGCGCCGGCCCUGGCUGCGGGCAGCGUCGCUCCUCCUCCUCCACUGGCAAAGUGAGAGUCCUGAGGCACAGGAAGAGCACCAAGUCUUUCAACAUGAUGUCCCCGACGGGUGACAACUCGGAGCUACUGGCUGAGAUCAAGGCGGGCAAGAGUCUGAAGCCGACGCCACAGAGCAAGGGUCUGACCACGGUGUUCUCCGGCAGCGGGCAGCCGGCCACUCAGCCUGACUCACCACUGCCUCCAGCGUCGCCCGCACCGUCACGUGCCCGGAGCCCCACUCCGCCAGCUGCGGGACCCCAGCCACUGCUCAAUGGCAGCUUGGCGCCAGCGCCUCCUGCCACUCCUGCGCCUGGCGUGCAGCUCGACGUGGAGGCGCUCAUCCCUACGCACGACGAGCAGGGCCGGCCCAUCCCGGAGUGGAAGCGCCAGGUGAUGGUUCGCAAGCUGCAGCUGAAGAUGCAGGAGGAGGAGGAGCAGAAGCGGAAGGAGGAGGAAGAGGAGGCCCGGCUGGCCAGCAUGCCUGCCUGGAGGCGGGACCUCCUGCGGAAGAAGCUAGAAGAGGAGAGGGAGCAGAAGCGGAAAGAGGAGGAGCGACAGAAGCAGGAGGAGAUGCAGCGGGAAAAAGAGCAAUCGGAGAAGCUGAGGACGCUGGGCUACGAUGAGACCAAGCUGGCGCCCUGGCAGCGACAGAUCAUCCUGAAGAAGGGGGACAUCGCUAAGUACUAGAUGCCGCUUUCCUGCUCGCAUCCUCGCGAGCUCUAGGGGGGAGCAGCCCCCCCGCCCCGGCCUGCCCGGCCCGGACGGAAGGGCUGGGAGCCACGCCGCCCUCCCCUCCUAAGCUGGAACCCCUCCCUGACCUUCAACCCGGCCCUCGCAUUCCCAGCCCGGGACCACGCUGGAGCGCGCCCACCGCUGCAGUCGCCCAGAAAAAGUGCCCAAGUCGUUGACGUAAAAGAUGCUGCUUAUUUGCAUGCCUAUUUACAUAUAUUUGCAUGUUCGUUGAAUGUCUGCGUGUGCAGAGCUUUUCCCAGCCCCGUGGGUGGUGACUUUGUUUUCCCUCGGGGUGCGCGCCGGGCUUCAGCUCCCUCCCCCGCACCCCGGAACCCGCGUCGCUGGCGCAUCCUGGGCGGAGGCAGGCCCCGCGCUCGGGGAAGGGGUUUUCCUUCCUCCCUGACCCAGAUAUGUGCCCGGGCUGCAUUUCCCAUCCCCGCCGAGGGUUUCCUCUCAGUCAUUUGUUUACCAGAAACGAUGAAAACUGCAAAUUGCCCGUCGGGACGGAGUUGCCGCUCCCGGGGCCCCACCUCUGCCCCCACCUUCCUCCAGUGAAGUCUGCGCGCGCCGUUCCAAGCCAGGCCCCGAGCUCCCUGGACCCUUUCACUGCCCUGGUGGCGUGAGUGGAGGACAAGGGGCCCUGAACCUGUCUCCGACUGCUGUCUUCCCGGUCCCCACUGUCUCGCACCCCCAUUAAAGCUUUCGCAGUCGC
Molecule: messenger RNA, 3394 nt
Organism: Rhinolophus ferrumequinum (greater horseshoe bat)
Lineage: Eukaryota; Metazoa; Chordata; Mammalia; Chiroptera; Rhinolophidae
Gene: ESPN
Product: espin
Exons: 16
Coding region: 112-2637 (841 amino acids)
Biological process (GO): actin filament bundle assembly
Cellular component (GO): cytoplasm
Molecular function (GO): actin filament binding
Source: RefSeq, a predicted model, not a curated record